This is a messenger RNA of Anolis carolinensis (green anole), 5711 nucleotides long. RefSeq names its product vomeronasal type-2 receptor 26-like. NCBI's taxonomy places the organism in Eukaryota, Metazoa, Chordata, Lepidosauria, Squamata, Anolidae. Gene Ontology annotation, molecular function: G protein-coupled receptor activity. The record is from RefSeq and is a predicted model, not a curated record. Gene Ontology annotation, cellular component: plasma membrane. Gene Ontology annotation, biological process: G protein-coupled receptor signaling pathway. The transcript has a single exon. Bases 4102 to 5043 code for a protein of 313 amino acids.
UAGUUUGUCUGAAUGAUGAUACUGGAGAAAUAUUUGUACAAAACGUUCUUCCCACGUUUGCUCUGAAAGGCAUUUGCUUUCAUUUCAUUGCAAGACUGCCCAAAUAUGCCUUGAGUGAUAGAGUUGAUAAAUUUGCAGAGAAAUCUUAUGAAAUGAUGACAGUUUUUAUGGGAAGUACUGCCAAUGUGAUUGUUGUUCAUGGUGAAAGUCCUACUAUUAUAGUUAUAAGAAUGAUGAUAUAUGUUGCAGAAAUAAAGGAUACACUCCUGGAAAUCAGCACAAAGGUGUGGAUUAUGACAGAUGGAGUUUGCAAUGCUUUCAUUGGUAAGAGACUGGGAUAUAGAAUUCCUUCAUCGGUCUGUAUCCUUUGAGGUUCAUUCAAAGGCCCUUUCAGGAUUCAGACAUUUUCUUCAGACAAGAAAUCCUCUCUCAGCAAAAAAAGACAAGUUUCUGUGGACUUUCUGGGAAGAGGUAUUUAACUGCAACUUGCCUAAUCGUUCAUUAGACAAGGAUAAUAACAUGUUCUGCACUGGGAAGGAGAAGUUGGAGUCUCUUCCUGCUUCUGUUUUUGAAAUGAGCAUGACCAGCCACAGUUACAGCAUCUACAAUUCUGUCUAUGCCAUUGCACAUGCUUUACAGGCCAUGUAUUCAUCUAAAUUGAAACACAGAGCAUUACUGAAUAGUGCAAGAAAGCAACUUUGGAAUAUACAUCCAUGGCAGGUAAUCUCACUAAUGCAGAAGGGUUUUUAAAAAUUAAUAAUGCAGCAAUUGAUUCUUCACUAUGGUAAGUCAGGAGAUGUGUUUUGUAUAAAAGGUGAAAUAUGGGUCUCUAGCUGAUAUGCUAUUAUUAUUUUUCCAUAUUACAUGUAUUUGAAAGUGUCCUGCUUACAUUAGAGCCUAGGUGUACUUGAUCCUUUUGAUCUUUUGAAAAGAUUGUGGUUAGUGCCUUCUACGCAUAUUUAAAUUGACAAGUUUUGAUGAAUUAUAUUUUGUUGUGUUUUUGCAUUAAAUAUAAUGCUCAUAGUGAGUAGACCUAUCAUUCAGCAGAGACCAGUUUGGUACCUUGCAGGAAACUAUCACCAAAGUUCUGGGCCCAAAGGUAUUAAAGGGACAGAAUUUGAUUGGAAACUUACAUCUUCAUAAGCGUAGCUCAUCAUCAUUAUCAUCAUCAUCAUCAUAGGUGAUUCCUUGUGGGCAGGUAUGACUGCCUUCUAAGUAUAGGGUCUUGGUGGUGGGUCCAUAGGUGACCGAUACCUAUUAUUGAUCUGCAUGUUUUUUCACAGUGAGGACAUUGAUUUCCAGGUGGAAGGUGGUCCAGGCAAGGGUUAGCUUAAUGCGCCUUCCUCUUGACACAUUUCUCCUUUUGCCCUCCAUUUGUGCCUAAUCGAACUCCAGAGCACUGCUGGUCACAGCUGACCUCCAAUUAGAGCGCUCAAGGGCCAGGGCUUCCCAGUUCUUGGUGUCUAUGCCACAGUUUUAAGGUUAGCUUUCAGUCCAUCUUUAAAUGUCUUUUCCUGUCCACCAACAUUCCGUUUUGCGUUCUUGAGUUGGGAGUAUAGUAAUUGCUUUGGGAAGCAAUGAUCAGACAUUUGGACAAACUGGCCAGUCCAGCAAAGUUGAUGGAGGAGGGUCAUCAUUUCAAUGCUUGUGGUCUUUGCUUCUUCCAGGAUGCUGACAUUUGUCCGCCUGUCUUCCCAAGAGAUUUGCAGGAUUUUUCAGAGGCAAUGCUGAUGGGAUCAUUCCAGAAGUUGCAUGUGAUGUCUACAGACGUCAAAAGUGUAGCUACAUGUAUGGAAAAUAGUAUUUAGCAGUUUCAUGGCCUCCAUAUUCAGCAAGGCAUUCCCAUGACAUUACUGAGGGGGGGGGGGGUCAGCAAUGUAACCAUUGUGCAUUUAAUCUUAUGCCCAUUGAGACAGGCAUGAAAUGUGAUCCAAUGUGCAGUGUUUCUGUUGCAAAUUGGGACACCAGCAAGAGAGUGCUGAUGCACAUUGGAAGAGGAUGAUACUUCACUAAUAGUGUGAAGCAUGCAUUAUCACUUUGAGAUAUAUUUUUCCUUUUUUCUAUGCAUCUCUCCAUCAAUUCUUUCCUAUUCUCAUUUAGCUCCAUCAUUUUCUGAGAAGAGUUGCAUUUUACAAUAGUGCCUGGGAAGAGGUUUCCUUUGAUCAAAAUGGGGAAUUAUUAGCGGGAUUUGAUAUUAUCAACUGGGUCACAUUUCCAAAUCAGACUUUUGUUAAAAUAAAAGUUGGUAAGAUGGACCCUCAAGCUUCUGAAGAGAAGAAGUUUGUUAUUCAAGACAAUGCCAUUGUGUGGCUCAGCAUCUUCAACCAGGUAAGUUCGCAUUCAGAAUGAAGCCAGAUAUUUAUCUUGUGAUGAAGGUUAUUCUUCAAAUAUUGACAUAGAUGCCUCUCCUCAUCAGACUAGAUAUAACCAAGAACAAUAUUGUCCAAUGUUUAAAUAUGACAAAAGAGUUUUCUGGCAGUGGCAAAACAAACAGAAUGUCCUUAUUUGUAAUGAUACAGUGAUGGUAGUCUUGACAAAAAUUUAAGUCAAUGGUUCCCAAAAUCCUGCAUCACAUAUGAAUAAUACAAGACUCAGUAUCCCCCACUCCAAUUUCUAUAAUCUUUCCAGCUACCAAGCUAGGGGAUAAUGUUAAGGGUGUUAGAUGUUCAUCUUCUCUUUGUCUGGAGAACUGAGAUGGGAACUGGUGGUAUUCAAAGGACAUUGAUUUACAAACAAACCAAUUCAAUGCAUAUCAGUUCUAGAAUCAUCAAAUCCUACAGUUGAGAGAAGACCAGAAGCACCAUUCAGUGUAUGAGGGUAAACAAAUCAAAGCACCUCCAGAGAAGAAGACUCCAGCACAUUCACAGGCAGCAUGUUCCACUGUUUAACAACUCUUGCCAUCAGGAAAUUCUUCCUAAUGUAUAUGUGGAAUAUCUUUUUCUGCCAUUUGAAUCAAUUGUUCCAUAUCCUAGUUUCUAGAGUAGCAGAAAAAAAUCUCGCCACCUCUUCAAUGUGACGUCCUUUAAGAUGUGUAAACAUGGCUAUCCCAUCCCCUCUCAACCUUCAUUUCUCCAAGCUGAGCAUACUCAACUCCCUAAACUGCUCCUCAUAAGGUUUGGCCUCCAGACCUUUGAUCUUUUUGGUUGCCUUUCUCUGAACCCAUUCUAGCUUAAUGUCCAUAUACUUCUUGAUUUGUGAUGCCCAGAACUGGAGGCAGGAUUCCAGUUGAUAUUUUUACAAAAUAAAAUAUUUCUUCGUCACUCCCUCCUGCCUAAUGCUUUCUAAUGCUUCCAGCCACAUACUUAGCAUACUAGCACUCCAAGAAUUAUGAUUGGCAGAAGGGAGGUUUCAGAUGGUGUAAAAGAGGUUUCCAUCCAAAGUAAGUCAUACAUGUGUUCAUAAGACUAUCAUCCAGUUACAGAAAAUAAUUGUGUAUACAACAUGUAUAUUUCUUCAGCUGAGCCAUCAGGAUUCAAUUUUCCAGAAGACACUCCAGUUUGUGUGUGUGUGUGUUUUCUUUCAAUGGAUAGGCACAACCCCUCUCUAGAUGUAACAAGAAAUGCCAGUUGGGCUUUCAUAAAAGAAAGAAGGAAGGAGAGCAAUUUUGCUGCUAUGACUGCAUUCCAUGUCCAGAGGGCAAGAUUGCAAACUACAUGGGUAAGGCUCAGAAUAUUCUGUAUUUAUCAGUUGUCUUGGGCAUCAUACCUACAUCUCAGAAACUGAUUGCCUAGUAUAUUAUAAAGUUUUAUAUUAGCUGAAAGAUGGCUGAUAUAAAAAUGCUCUCCAAAUAUGUUUAAUGUUGUGUAUAAUGACUGCAGAUAGACAGGAAGUUAAGCAUCGGCAGAUCCUUUGAUUUUUUACAUUUUGCCCAUUUGCUACAUUUAAAAGUAUGUGGAUGUGGAAACAUGAGAAGAAAGCCUCUGUUGGCUAAGUCCAUGUAUAUUAUCAGUAUAACAGCAGCAUACACUCAGAUUGCCUUGGUUUUAGAUAGAACAAAUUCUGGCAAAAAAGUGCAGAUCUUGAUGUUUCUCAUAGCAAAGAUAUAUUUUUUAAGAGGUUGAUAUCGACAUUAGCUAGCAGUCUAUUUGUAGAGCAGCCACAAUGAUGCUGGUUUUUCACCUUGACACUCCUUGUUUUUCAGAUACCAAUGAAUGUUUUGAAUGCCCUGGAUAUCAGUAUCCAAACAAUGACAAGGAUGGAUGUCUGCCCAAAGAAAUCAUCUUCUUGACUUUUGAAGAACCUUUGGGGAUCAUUUUAGUUGUGUUUGCUCUUAAAUUUUCUCUCAUCACAGUCUUCAUUUUUGGCAUCUUCAUGAAGUACAGGGACACUCCUAUUGUUAAAGCGAACAAUAGGAACUUCACCUACAUUCUCCUGGCCUCCCUCUUGCUUUCCUUCCUUUGUGCUUUGCUAUUCAUUGUCCGACCUGGGAAGGUGGUCUGCCUCCUUCAACAAACUGCUUUCGGGAUGGUUUUCUCAGUGGCGCUUUCUUCCAUUUUGGCCAAAACCAUCAUUGUCCUUCUAGCUUUUAUCACCACCAAGCCAGGGUCCAGGGUAAGGCGAUGGAUGGGGAAGAGAUUGGCAUAUUCCAUAGUUCUUUCUUGCUCUCUUACCCAAGCAGCUGUUAGCAUUGCAUGGUUGGCAACCUCUCCUCCAUUCCCAGACCUUGACAUGUACUCAGUGAGCAAAAAAAUUGUACUCAAAUGCAAUGAAGGUUCAGGCAGUAUGCUUUAUGCUCUUUUGGAUUUCCUGGGUUUCCUAGCUCUUGUCAGCUUCACUUUGGCUUUCUUAGCCAGGAAGUUACCUGACAGUUUUAAUGAAGCCAAGUUUAUCACCUUCAGCAUGUUGGUCUUUUGCAGUGUUUGGCUGUGCUUCAUUCCAAUAUACCUGAGCACGAAGGGCAAGAAUAUGGUGGCUGUGGAGAUUUUCUCUAUCUUGGCUUCCAGUUUUGGUUUAUUGAGCUGUAUCUUUACACCAAAAUGCUACAUUAUUUUAGUGAAGCCUGAGCUAAACAGCAAGAAACAGCUAAUAAAAAGGAGGAACUAAAGAACUCACCUACUUUUCAAACACAGCUAAUGUUACCUGUAAUCCAAUUCCACUGCCCUCAUUUAUCCAUCAUUAUAUCUUAGAGAUAUUUUUCAAGAUAAUUGUGUCAGUUGCGUAGGAUUUACUUUACAUGUGAUUCAAAAUUGAGUAUCCAAUACUUUGUUAAUAAAGCUGUGGUUGUGUUGUAUUUUUUGGGAGGAGGGGGAGUGUUCAAUUUUUAAAUGUAAUACAGUAGAGUCUCACUUAUCCAACAUAAACGGGCCAGCAGAAUGUUGGAUAAGCGAAUAUGUUGGAUAAUAAGGAGGGAUUAAGGAAAAGCCUAUUAAACAUCAUGUUAUACAACAAAUUUGACAGAAAAAUUAGUUCAAUGCGCAGUAAUGCUAUGUAGUAAUUACUGUAUUUACAAAUGUAGCACCAAAAUAUCAUGAUGUAUUGAAAACAUUGUCUACAAAAAUGCAUUGGAUAAUCCAGAACGUAGGAUAAGUGAGACUCUACUGUAUUUAUUUUAUUUUAUUGACACACAUUGAAUUGUUUGAUUUUUGUAUUUGUAUGUAUAAGAUUUGCCUUGUUUUAACAUUUUAUUGUGUUGUAUCAUGCUAUUGGUUGCUGCCUUGAGUCCUUAUGGACAGAAAAGUGGGAUAAAAAAAAAGUAAAUACUAAAACCCCAA